AUGCAGAAGCUGGAACCAGGGGAAGGUUGGAGUUCCCAUCGACCGCAGGGCAUCGAUGAAAGCACUAAAAAGCGACGGAGCAACUUUAGUGAUGCUCUUCCAGCUGCAGGUCCUCUUCCGCCGGAGGACGAACAUGCAGAGUUGCGCUUGGGAUGCUUUGAGAUCACUGGGAAGAAGAGACCGAGGCCACAAAGUCUCAAUUUGGUGAAGUCCAUCACUCCGAAUGCAGUCCAUGAGCAGGCUCCGCUGGCCGAAGCAAAGACCUUUGAGAUCGGCGGAGGUUCUGCCUCUCAACCUUUUCCUGCAGACAAUUCUGAGCUGUCGAAGCAACCUCGAACCUUGGAGGUAGCUGCGAAGCGCACGAAGCAACAAAGGCCGCCAUCGCAAUCACCUGCUGAAGCACAGGCCUCCCAGGCUGCUAAGGAUAACGGCAUGAACCACAAUGCCACGCUGGAUCCUGAGAGUCAGGAGCAGAGUGAGCGACGGGAACGAGAGUACUUCAAGCCCUACAUAGGCGAGCCUUGUGGCCCUGAGAACCGCUUCUUAGUGGAGGCUCCUUUGGGACGAGGUUCCUUCAGCAGCGUUUUCCGUUGCUCCGACACCAAGGGCCGUGGGAAGGAGUAUGCGGUGAAAUUCAUUCGUGACAAUCCUGGUCUGCGAAAAGCGACUGAGGCUGAAGUGCGCCUCAUGCGGCGCAUCCGGACCAAGGCCGUGGAGAAAGAUUCGGAGGGUGCCAACUGUUUGUUGGGACUUGCAAGUUUAGAAACAUUUAUGCACCACGGGCACCUUGCUUUGAUCUUCCAUUUGCAGCGUUAUGACCUGCGAACCGCCUUGCGACGAGGUGGGCGAGGCUUCCCUUUGCAGGACUUGGAGCGUUAUGCUUCGGACCUCUUCUUGGCCUUACGUGCUCUGCGGGCCAUCAGGAUCAUUCACACUGAUAUCAAGCCGGACAACUUGUUGAUGUCUCUGGACAAGAAGUCGGUAAAGCUAUCGGAUUUUGGGUGUGCUGUUGAUACGCAAGAUGAAGUGCAAAUCAAGCACAUUCGAAGAGCAUAUAUUAGCAGCUAUAGAGCUCCUGAGAUCAUCUUGGGACAGUCGUAUAGCACCCGGGUGGAUAUGUGGAGUGCUGGUGCCACCUUAUUUGAACUGGCUCACGGACAAGUGCUUUUUGGCGAAGACUCCAACAACAAGCUGCUUUAUGACAUGCUGAACACAUGCGGGCCGUUCAAAAAGGCCUUUGCUACAGCAGGCAAGAAUGCCUUGAAACACUUCAACUUGGAGGGCGAUUUCAAAAGAAAAAGAACUGACGGCAAUGAGCAACUACUGCCCAUGCGCCGCUUUGCCAAGCCUUUGACUCCACUUCUGGGGCGUUUGCAGCAGAAGCUGCAGGACGUGAAACUGAAGGACUUCGCCGGCCUGCUGGGCCAAUGUCUAGUACCCGAGGCAAUCGACCGCUUAGCUCCAGAGGAGGCCUUGCAACAUGGUUUUCUCAGGAACUCCCAAUAA
Messenger RNA from Cladocopium goreaui, 1506 nucleotides. The record is from the annotation of a GenBank genome assembly. Lineage: Eukaryota; Dinophyceae; Suessiales; Symbiodiniaceae.